AUGUCCGCACGUGGCUAUCGUAAACUUCGAGGCAAUUCAAGACCAUCGGGAGGAGUUGCUGGUGCAUCUUCACGAUCUACAUGGCAAAAUUCGUCUCAAACUUUCAAUUCAGGUGAACGUUCUUCUAGUGCAUUUCCAGCACUGAAUGAAUCAAUGAGAAAUUUAUCGAUUGAUACAGCAUCGCCAAGAACUUCUCGUUCACAAAGUGUUCGUCCAUCAAAUGCUCGUCGUACUUUAUGUUCUGCAGUACCUGAUACAGCAGUCUUAACUCCAAUUCGUCGUCCUGAUAAAGGUGGUCAAAAUGGUCAACAUAUCGACGUAUACACAAAUCAUUUUCGUGUUGAUAUCGAUAAAGUUAUUGUUUAUCAAUACGAUGUUGAUAUUGUUAUGAUCGAUCGAUAUGGAAAAAUACGUUUCGCACGUAAAGAUGAUCGAUGGGAAGUGAUACAAACAAUAAUUAAAGAAAAAAAAGAUUUUCCAAUUAUAUGGUAUGAUGAAGGAAAAACUUUAUAUUCUCGAGAAAUAUUACCUGAAAUAACAUUACCAAUGCAAUUUAAACUGGGAAAAAAUGAAGACAUGAAAAUUUUUCAAUUGAAUAAAUUAAAUCUCGUUCGACAAGAUAAUAUCGAAAAUAUCUAUAAAUUUAUUCAACAAAAAACAACAAUUCGACCUCAUGAAACAGUUCGAAGUAUUGAAAUAUUAUUUAAACAACAUGCUCAUAAUGAUUUUAUAUGUAUUCGAAAUCAAUUUUAUGAUCGACGUCGACAACUCGAUGAUCUUGGUGAUGGUCGUGGUAUGGCAAAAGGAUUUUAUCAAGCAUUAUUUCUCACACAAUACGGACCAACAUUAAAUAUUAAUUUAACAUUUACAUGUUUUUAUAUGCCAUUAAAAUUUGUUGAUUUUGCUAGUCAAUACUUACGAAAAGAUAUCACGACAGAUCUAACUCAAAAUGAUUUAAAAGUUUUGGGAAAAAUUAUUCGAAAUCUACAGAUUGAAACAAUGCAUACAGGUCGAAAAAUUUUUUACCGAUUUCGUGAAUUUGGUCGUCCUGCCAAUCAACUCAAAUUCUCUUGUGGAGAUAAUAAUAAUGAAACAACUGCUACCGCGUCAGUUGAAGAAAUUACUGUUGCAGAUUAUUUUGCUAAAAAACAUAGAAGACUUCAAUUUCCAGAUUUACCUUGUAUUAAUGCAAUAAAAGGAAAUCAAAAUAAACCAAAUUGGUUACCGAUGGAGAUGGUGGCGAUAGUUGAAUGGCAACGUGCGAUAAAACCAUUGGAUAAAACACAACGCGGUGUUGUUUCGAAAAAUACAAUUCUUAAACCAGUACAACGUUACGAGGAAAUUAUGAAAAUUGUCGGAAAUAAUCGAUUUGAUAGAGAUCCGUAUCUAAAAGAAUUAAAUAUACGUGUUGAUGAUAAAGAAAUGAUUAAAUUGAAAGCACGUAUUAUACCAUCACCUCAAAUUCAAUAUCGUUCUCAAGGUAAACGAGAUGCAAUUGAAUAUGUUCGUGGUGGGAAAUGGCGAAUUCGUAAUUGGUUUUGUUCAACACCUGAGAUUCAUACAUGGGGAAUGAUUUAUUUUGGUGAUAAACCAGAUAAAAAUAUACGAAGUAUUCUUGAAAAUUUUCAACAUGAAUUACCUAAUUUACUGGAACGCAAUGGUUUUGUAAUAAAUAACGUGCCAUCUUUAACAAUCAAAGGCAUAGCAGACAGGGAAAUUACGGAAACUUUAUGUAAUGCUAGUAAACAACAAUGGCAAUUGGCUAUCGUUAUUCUCAAUAGUUAUGAUUCAACUAGAGUCUAUGAACUUGUCAAACGUUAUGGAAAUCGAACUAUUGGAUUGAUGACUCAAUGUGUUAAUUUUCAAGCUUUAAAACGAAACAUAAACAAUCUUGGAAUGUAUGUUGAAAAUAUUAGUCAAAAAAUCAAUGGAAAAUUGGGUGGUAUCAAUGGUAUAAUCAACCUUAAAUCAGCCCUUAGUCAUUCUUCAAAAGAUGAUCUCUUUAUGUUCUUUGGAGCUGAUGUAACUCAUUCUACUUGUUCAACAGAUCGUCCAUCGAUUGCUGCUGUUGUUGGUUCCUGUGAUACGACAAAUAAUCUAUAUGCAGCUCGUCUUUGUGAACAAUAUCCGAAAACAGGACGUUGUUCAGUUGAAAUAAUUAAAGAAUUAGAGACAAUGACUGGUCAAUUAAUUGAACUAUUUGCUGAACAUCAUGGUGGUUAUCUUCCCAAUAAAAUUAUAUUUUAUCGAGAUGGUGUCGAUGAAGGUCAAUAUCAAAAAGUACUUGAUAACGAAGUCACUAAAAUAAAACAUGCAUGUCGAAAUAUUUAUGGUAAAAGACCAUUACCACAACUAACCUUUAUUGUUGUAAAGAAACGUCACAAUACACGUUUCUUUCUUUAUGAAAAUAAAGAAACAUUAAAUGUUCAAUCAGGUACUGUUAUCGAUGAAGGUAUUACACAUCCUUCUCAAUUUGAUUUCUAUCUAUGCUCACAAGCUGCAAUUAUGGGUACAUCACGUCCGGCUUUAUAUCAUGUUCUCCAUGACGAUAAUCAAUUUAGUAGUGAUGAUAUUCAACAACUCACCUAUUGGUUAUGUCAUACAGAUAUGCGUUGUACAAAAUCUGUUUCAAUUCCAGCUCCUGUACAUUAUGCUCAUUUAGCAGCUUAUGCAUCACGUGCACUUAAAUCUGAUGAAGAUCAUGAAAGAGAUAGUCUCGAUGAUGAUAAUGAAGAACUUGAGAAUUAUACUCUUGAUGAUAUCAAAACAAAAUUAAUGAUCUUAGAUGAGAAAGUGGCUGAUGAUAUGUGGUUUCUAUAG
Molecule: messenger RNA, 2820 nt
Organism: Adineta steineri
Lineage: Eukaryota; Metazoa; Rotifera; Eurotatoria; Adinetida; Adinetidae
Source: the annotation of a GenBank genome assembly